AUGCGCCGCCUCUCUAAUAUCGGCGCCUGUUGCCGCUUUAUUCUCUACGUUGCCUUCUCGGGCAUAUCGGCCUUCCUGGCACUCCUCAUACUGGCUCGCCUCGCAGCGCGUUCCCCAAGCAUCCCCACAUUCGUCCGAGAUGUCAACCACCCAUGGGUUGAAGAAAAUUCCAGGAUACUCGAGAAACUAGGUGCCAAGGAGACUCUGUGCAGCAAAGACUCACCCCUACGCUCCCAGCUGCCCGGAUUCCCCGAAGACUUGUUCAAGACCCUUAUCGUGAGCAACGAUCGCGCUACUGAAUCGCGCCUAGCUUGGGUCAAUACGUACGAGAGGCUAACAGAGAUCCUUGGGUGCCUUGAGGCCCUGCGGAGCUGCGAAACCCUACAUGUCGGGUUAUAUAGACGCGAAAUAGAUAGUUACAAUUACCUCUGGGAGCCGGAAAUGCCGCCAACCAAUGUGACGCACGUUUUCGCUGCCGCCGUGUCGCAGAUGCCGUCGCUGCGCAGGAUAGAAUGGAUGCGCCUCCGGCCGAGCGCCAACAGCUUGACAGACUUUGGAGACGCAUUCGACAGCGCUAAUGUCCAGCUAAAUACUGUCAAGGAGCUUCAAGUAAGCCCAGACGCCAAUUUUCUCGUUUCGGUAGCGCCAAACUUGGAGACGCUGCAUGUGACCAAAGGGCGGCCGUACCUUGUGUCGGCUGCAUCCAAGAGCCUUCAGGUGAUGCUCAACUCGACAAAGGCACGCACAGGUCUGAAAUCUCUCUCCAUUUAUGCGACGUGGGAUGUGGAGCUUGUUCAUUCCGUUAUAGACAACAUGCCCAAUAUUAAGACGCUCAGUCUCGAUGGUUUGAUCCGGACUGUUCCUAAGAUAACCGCUCAUGGGAGUGAAGAUUAUCGAGAUACUAAUACCCUAGAAAAUAUCUUACAUGCCAUUGGGCAUUUGGAGAAAGUCUCGGCUCUCUAUCUUCCCAAUGUAGACGACCUUGGCUGUGGGUUCCAGAAAGAAAUUGUCUGGGGCAAGGCAUACCGUGGCGUUAAUGGCAGAAAGUACGGCCGCACCAGGACACGACAGACCAUGCGUGAUAUUGAAAGGGUGGCAGAGAUAGUCGUCGGCCUGCUUCUUCACUUGAAGACUCUUAAAAUAGGCGCAACCGCGAUUAGUCUCAAGGAUAGGAGCGAAGAUGGAAAGCUUAUAUUCCCGUGGACGGGGAGAAUGGCGGAAUAUCUCUUGGAUUCUCACCCCAGGUACAAGGCUACUAAUAUCGAUGGCGACGACGAAGACGAAGAUCCGAACGGGCCAGUGUUUAGCACAUGGGAACAAGAUGAAUCUAUGCUAAGUGAGGCUUGGGGAAAGAACCAAGACGGCGGCAGUAAAUAG
Molecule: messenger RNA, 1377 nt
Organism: Pochonia chlamydosporia 170
Lineage: Eukaryota; Fungi; Ascomycota; Sordariomycetes; Hypocreales; Clavicipitaceae
Exons: 2
Coding region: 1-1377 (458 amino acids)
Source: RefSeq, a predicted model, not a curated record